AUGGACGAAACACCCACAGGCCUUUUCGACGCCUACCACGGAGAUUUCGAACAUAUCAUCCAAGGUGUUAAGAAUAAAUUAGACAAAGAGGUUUUAGAGCAAUAUGGAGAACAAAGAAAAGCAACCUUGCGAAGGGUAGAAAUCGAACUAGACGAAGCUGAUGAUCUGGUAUCUCAACUCGAAAUCGAAGUUCAAGGAAUCCCAGCUUCCAUACGUCCACAAUAUGCAGCUCGGCUUAAACAGUCCAAAAUCGACAUGAACAGGUUAAAACGAGUUGCGAAGGAUAUGCAUGCCAAAGUCUCUCGGGGAGAGCUUCUUGGCCCUGGUGGAAGUUUUGCAAGGUCAGACGACCCCUACGACGACGAACGAACGACGUUACUGGCUGGCACGCACAUCUUGACUGAUGGAAGUAGACGGCUUGAUAAUGCGACGAGGAUAGCGUUGGAAACGGAAACUUUGGGUGCGGAUAUUUUGAGGAAUUUGGCGGAGGAUAGGGAGAGGAUUGAGAAUUCGAGAGAUACGCUUCAAAGAGCAGAUACGUCUAUCGACCGUGCCUCUAAAACUCUCAAGAAUAUGAUUCGGCAGAUGUACAAGCAACGCUUCAUACUCAGCGGCCUCGGAGUCGUGCUGGUCAUCGUUGUGCUUGUCAUAUUGUACUUCAAACUCAUUCGUCACUGA
Molecule: messenger RNA, 678 nt
Organism: Marasmius oreades (fairy-ring Marasmius)
Lineage: Eukaryota; Fungi; Basidiomycota; Agaricomycetes; Agaricales; Marasmiaceae
Exons: 5
Coding region: 1-678 (225 amino acids)
Biological process (GO): intracellular protein transport; retrograde transport, endosome to Golgi; macroautophagy
Cellular component (GO): endoplasmic reticulum membrane; late endosome membrane; Golgi apparatus
Molecular function (GO): SNARE binding; SNAP receptor activity
Source: RefSeq, a predicted model, not a curated record